AUGGCCAAUCAAGACGAGCCUACGCCCGUACCAGGAUGGACAGAUGAGCCAAUUGAGGCUGCUCCACAUGAGGAGGGUGCUGAUCAUGAUGAUGCAGAUUCUGCUCUAGAAGAAGGUGAUAAUGCGAGUUCAACAGCAUCUUUGACUGAGAGUGUUUUGGAAUAUCGCACGCUUAAUGGUCGUACGUAUAACAGCGGCAGGCAUGGAACCGAUAAGUACUGGGGGCCCAACGAUGAGCGGCAAAAUGAAGCUAUGGACAUGAACCAUCAUUUCUUGACCCUUUGUCUCGGUGGCAAUCUUUUCCUAGCACCUCUAAAGGAUGAUAUAGAACGAAUACUUGACAUUGGUACUGGAACAGGGUUAUGGCCAAUUGACAUGGGAGACGAGUACCCGAACUGUGAGGUUAUUGGAACGGAUCUAUCACCGAUCCAACCAACCUGGUGCCCACCUAACGUCAAAUUCGAAAUCGACGACCUGGAGCAAGAAUGGACAUAUGCCCCUAACAGCUUCGACUAUGUACAUAUCCGGUACAUGGUAGGUAGCGUGUCAGAUUGGCCAAAGUUAUUCAGGCAAGCAUUCAAAGCGCUCAAACCCGGCGGAUGGAUCGAGAGCUUCGAAGUCGAGGCCGACUACCGUAGCGACGAUGGCACCCUAAAACCCGACUCGGCUAUGAUUAUGUGGCGCGACUUGUUUAUCGAGGGCGGCAAGAAGCUGGGCUACUCGUUUACUAUUCUCUCGGAUGACGUCCAGAGGAAAGGGAUUGAGGAUGCUGGUUUCGUAGACUUGACGGUCAAGGAUAUUAAGGUACCUAUGAGUCCCUGGCCGGCAGAUCCGAAGUUGAAGGAGAUUGGACAAUGGGCUCAAUAUACUCUUGAGCAGGACCUAGAGGGUUUCGUUAUGUUUAUGUGGAACACGGUCCUAGGCCGCUCCUUGGAGGAAAUGCAAGUAUUCCUCGCAGCUUUCCGUAAAGAAUUACGGUCUAGCAGGACGAUUCACGCAUACCUGCCACAGCGGGUUGUAUAUGCGCGAAAGCCAGAGGCUGCGUAG
This is a messenger RNA of Daldinia loculata, 1047 nucleotides long. Its product is annotated as S-adenosyl-L-methionine-dependent methyltransferase. NCBI's taxonomy places the organism in Eukaryota, Fungi, Ascomycota, Sordariomycetes, Xylariales, Hypoxylaceae. The coding region runs from base 1 to 1047 and encodes 348 amino acids. The transcript is spliced from 9 exons. Gene Ontology annotation, molecular function: methyltransferase activity. The record is from RefSeq and is a predicted model, not a curated record.